CCAUCUCUAUAAUCUAGCAUUGGAUUGCACACAGGUAGUUGUGCGAUUAGCCCAAUCAUAGGAAUGAGCAUUCGGCUCAGAACCUGCAGUUGAGAUCGGCAGCCAUAGUCAGCAUGAAGAACACCGGAAAACUAAAGGGAAAGACCCUGUUCAUCACCGGCGCAUCCCGGGGAAUCGGAAAGGCCAUCGCCCUCAAGGCGGCCCGUGAUGGAGCUAAUAUAGUCAUAGCAGCCAAGACCGCCGAGCCCCAUGCCAAGCUGCCCGGAACCAUAUACACGGCUGCGGAGGAGAUCGAGCGGGCCGGUGGUAGAGCGCUCCCCUGCAUUGUUGACGUGCGCGACGAGCGGCAGGUGCAGCAGGCCGUGGAGGCGGCGGUGGCCAAGUUCGGAGGCAUCGACAUCGUGGUGAACAACGCCAGCGCCAUCUCCAUUACGGGCACCCUCGAGACAGAGAUGAAGCGCUACGAUCUUAUGCAGAACAUCAACACCCGGGGAACCUUCCUAGUAUCAAAGACUUGCCUGCCUUAUCUGCUGAAAAGCGAAAACCCUCACAUUCUGAACCUUGCGCCCCCGCUGAACAUGAGUGCCAAGUGGUUCGCCAACCACACCGCCUACACCAUCGCCAAGUACGGGAUGUCCAUGUGCGUGCUGGGCAUGGCGGAGGAGUUCCGCACCCAGGGAGUGGCCGUGAAUGCCCUCUGGCCCCGCACCAUGAUCCACACGGCGGCCGUUGAGAUGCUCCACGGAUCGGAGGGGGCUCUGUACUCCCGGACGCCCGAGAUAAUGGCCGAUGCGGCCUACAUUAUAUUUUGCCGUGACUCCAGGGAGUACACUGGCAACUUCUUUGUGGACGACGAGGUGCUGAUGGACGUGGGCGUCAGGGAUCUCGCAAAGUACGCAUGCUAUCCGGAGAAUAUUCACCUGUUGUCUACGGAUAUUUUCCUAGAUGAAGCUGGACCCUCGGCCAAGCUGUAAGGCUUUUCCAAAAACGUAAUUAUACUUACUUGCGGCUUGAUAAGAUGUAUAUAUGUAUGCUUAUAUUUUGUUUAGUAAAUAAAGGUACUUAACCUUUACCAACCCGA
Drosophila suzukii is the source of this 1081-nucleotide messenger RNA. RefSeq names its product hydroxysteroid dehydrogenase-like protein 2. Lineage: Eukaryota; Metazoa; Arthropoda; Insecta; Diptera; Drosophilidae. The record is from RefSeq and is a predicted model, not a curated record. Gene Ontology annotation, cellular component: mitochondrion.